Messenger RNA from Caenorhabditis remanei, 393 nucleotides. RefSeq lists its product as uncharacterized. The transcript has 3 exons. The record is from RefSeq and is a predicted model, not a curated record. Bases 1 to 393 code for a protein of 130 amino acids. Lineage: Eukaryota; Metazoa; Nematoda; Chromadorea; Rhabditida; Rhabditidae.
AUGCCGUUCGUUCGUAACGAAGCUUCAGCUGUUGCUAAAGAUGGUGACAAAUUGAAAGUGGUUACUGUGAAGAAGCACUACAAAUUUCCAAAAGAUGAAGAGAUGGUCGCUGAAACUCCGAAAAACAACUUCUUGCCGAAAACUCCACUCAAAAGAAAGCGUGAAGACAAGGAAUGGAUCAGAUCCAAGGCUAAAUCCGCAAUCAUCCCAGCUGAAACUGCCGCAGUCUUGAAACCAGAGUAUUUGUUCAAAGAGCCAGGACCACUUAUCGUCUACCUUUGCAAUGCUUCUUUGGCGAUGUGCACUGUCUGCCGCUUCCACCACAACCAACAGAGAAACUUGAAGUUCUUCCAACACGAGCUCCCAGCUGUCAAAAAGGAAUACAAUCUCUGA